Messenger RNA from Emiliania huxleyi CCMP1516, 1080 nucleotides. RefSeq lists its product as hypothetical. The record is from RefSeq and is a predicted model, not a curated record. Lineage: Eukaryota; Haptophyta; Isochrysidales; Noelaerhabdaceae. The coding region runs from base 1 to 1080 and encodes 359 amino acids. The transcript has 4 exons.
AUGUGGCUGAUUCCUGCGGCGCUGUCGGCCUCUGCGACGACGACGAGGCCACUCGUUGCCACGCCGAGGGCCGGCCGCGCUCGCCCAGCAGCCUGCAGCGCCGACGUAGAUGAAGCCAAAUUCCGCCACAACCGCCGUUCCGUUGAUCGUUUGCAGCUCGCUGUGCUCGUCUCUGUGCCAGCCGCGUGGGGUACCUUCGCGCCUGCCGUCAAACUCGCCAACGCGGCCUCGCCGGUGCCCUUUCCGGCCGUCCUCUUCUCCGCCGGCCAAUACGUGGUCGCCUCCUCGCUGCUGCUCGCCGCCACUGCUCUCGUGCCACCGGCCGCGCCAGCCUCGCCCGCGCCGACUCCGCCGCCGCGCUUCGCCUGGGCGGCCGGGGCGGAGCUGGGCGGGUACCUCUUCAUCGGCAACCUGCUGCAGGUCUCCGGCCUCGCGACUGUGCCCGCCGACCGCGGCUCCUUCCUGGUGCAGACCACCACGCUGAUGGUGCCACUGCUGCAGGCCCUCUCGCAGGGCGGGCUUGGGUCCGUCUCCGCGAAGACGUGGACCGCGUGCGCGUUGGCCUUUGUCGGCGUCCUCUGCAUGAGCGCGUCGGACGGCGGCGGCGGCGGCGGCCUGUCGAUAGCAUUCGGGCCGGGCGACGUGCUGGUCCUCUCCUCCGCCGUCCUCUACUCGCUCCACGUGCUCCGCCUCUCCGCGCUCGCGCCUGCGGUGCCUCCGCUGCGGCUGGCCGUCGCGAAGGCUGGCGCCGAGACCGUCUACGCUGCGCUGGCCGUCUGCGCGCUCAUGACCGCCCUGCCCAACUCGCCGCCGGCGAUCGAGGCGGGGCCGCCGCUGUGUCGGGCCGCCACCGCCCGGCGCAGUGCGGACGGCGUCACUUCACGCCGGGCCAACCUCAUCUACACGACGCAGCCGCUCUGGUCGGUGCUCUUCGCCGCGCUGCUCGUCUCGGAGGUGCCCACCAGCAGCGAGGCGCUCGGCGGCGCGGUGAUCGCCGCCGCCCUCUGGCUGGCCGCUUCGGAUGAGGCGGCGCAGGCCGGGUCGGCGCACGCGGAGGACGAGGCGAGCAAGGCAGUGUGA